Hirundo rustica (Barn swallow) is the source of this 1313-nucleotide messenger RNA. RefSeq names its product WD repeat domain 73 (gene WDR73). The coding region runs from base 21 to 1154 and encodes 377 amino acids. The record is from RefSeq and is a predicted model, not a curated record. Gene Ontology annotation, cellular component: cytosol; spindle pole. Gene Ontology annotation, biological process: cytoplasmic microtubule organization. Lineage: Eukaryota; Metazoa; Chordata; Aves; Passeriformes; Hirundinidae. The transcript has 8 exons. Gene Ontology annotation, molecular function: protein binding.
CGCCGGGGGCGGCCGUUGUCAUGGAGGCGGCGGACGAGUGGCUGGUGCAGUCGCUGCGACUGUACCGCGACCUGCACACCUUCGAGCUCCAGGCGCCCACCCGCCUCAUCGAAUGGGCCUGCGGGAACCGUGUCUGUGUAGCUGGGUAUGGACAGUCUGAUGGGAACGAGAUCCUGCAGCUGAUCCCACCACCAACACUGCUGACAAAGGAGACCCAGGGCCUGUGUCCAGAGAGAGAUUUCAAGGUAGAAUGUGGUGGAUUUUCAGAGCGCCCAGUGUACAGCCUGAAGUAUGUGCCGGACACCAGCUUGCUGGUAACAAGUGGCCCACCCGACAGCUCCCUCCAGGUCUGGCAGGUGUCAGCAGAGGACUCAGAUGUCAUUAAAUCUGUAAGCACUUUAGCAACAGAAAAUGGCACUGGGCAAUCCUGGGCUAAAAUUGCCACCAUUUCAGCCAGAGCCCCAUGGGUCCUUCAUGGCUCAAGACUUGACAGAGUCCAAAUUACAGAGGUUGAAUCAAGGAAAAAUGUCUACACAGCAGCUUUCAGAGGCAGUGAGGAGCUCAGCAGCUUGGCCUUCCUGGACUGCAACACGCUGCUUCUGUGCUGCGCCAUCGGCCGGCUGUGCCUGGCCGACAUCCGGCAGCCACACAGCCUCAUGGAGGCCAUGUCAGUGCCCUCGGCGCCCUGCAGCGAGCAGUGGUGCAUGGGCACCAGGCUUGGAGCUCAGGGCUUGGAGCCGAGCUCCCAGCCCGUGGCUCGCCUCUCGAGCAGGGGGCUCCUAACGCUCACAGACCUCAGGAAAACCUCUGAGUUCUUGGCCUUGGCAAAGGUCAGAGUCCCCUCUCCUGGCUCAGGUGCAGAGUUCCUGUGUGUCUCCUGGGCUCCUGCUCUGGAAGGCUACCUUGCCCUUUCAGGUUUUGAUGGCACCGUGCAUGUGUAUGACACGCAGAGCUGGGACAGCUCUGGCAGGGAAGCAGAGCCCAUCUUCAUUCACAAAGGCCACGCAUUUGGUGGAGCAGGUGGCAGCGAGGACCUUCCCCUGGUCACUGUGCACACAUGGCAUCUGCAGAAACCCAGAACUUUGUUGUCAGCAGCAAGUGAUGGUUCCUUGCAUGUCUGGGACUGGGUUCAGCCCUGUGGGAAGUGUGGGUAGGUGGUGUUUUGGUGAGUUGGGGCAUUUCCUGCUUCUGCUCUAGUUUGUGUGGGCUGCAGGGUGUGUGUUUGCCUGCAGAUACUGUUGAGAGACUGUUGCAGUGAGCAGAACAACUGUAAAAUUUCUAUUUUAAUAAUAGUAAAAAUUUUGGCUAUGUUA